AUGUCACAAAUACCUGCCUUUCUAAACCCAAUUUUUUACUCAAUUCAAGGAAAACUAGAUGACUUCCAGGAUACCGUGGAUGAGCUUAGUGGAAUGGUCCAUGAAUGCAAAGAUAAGAUACAUGUGUAUGAAAAGGAUAGAGUCAUUCUGCAAGACAUAUUUUGUGAAAAUGAUAUCAGUGGAAGUGAUGCAUUGGAUGCAAGAAUCAAGCAUGAGGUUGACAAACAGUUGGAUGUUCUCAUUGAUGACUGGAGUAAAAAACUCCAAGAUGAAAUUAAAGCUCUUCACACCCAUAUUUGUGAACACCUAGUGAUCAAGAACAAUCAAAUGGGAGAAUGUGUUGCAGUUGGAAUUAAAAAAGCACGUAAGGAUCUCAAAAUCUCAGUUGAAAAGAUCCUUGAGCAUACCAAGGAAUACCUGUUAGAAAUCUUCAACCUUAUGAUUCUCAAGGUUGGUUGUGAUGCAGCAGUACAUUGUGAUUCAAGAAGGUAG
Messenger RNA from Melampsora larici-populina 98AG31, 492 nucleotides. RefSeq lists its product as uncharacterized. The record is from RefSeq and is a predicted model, not a curated record. The transcript is spliced from 5 exons. The coding region runs from base 1 to 492 and encodes 163 amino acids. NCBI's taxonomy places the organism in Eukaryota, Fungi, Basidiomycota, Pucciniomycetes, Pucciniales, Melampsoraceae.